UUUUCCUUUGGCUGUGUGUAUGUGUAAGCGUGCGUGUCUUUUUAUUUCUAUUAACGUUGAGACAAUCUGGAGAGCAGGUACUGGAGCAUUGCCUUCACAGCCCUGAUGGGGAACUAAUCUGCAUUUGUAUACUGCCACUUCAUUAGUGAAGAAACUAAGAAUUGUCAAGGUUUGCCACACAGGAAGAAGAUGAAGAAGAAUCUAGCCCCUUGAAUUCCAGUUUUACUUGCAAAGUUUUGACAGGACAACAGUUGUAAGCACCCGAGGGUCAUCAAUGACUCCAAGAGAAACCUACCCGCAGUGAAAAACAUUUCUUGCUCUAGGUAGGAUGAUGAUUGUAGACUUCUGUAGAAGGGCCGAGUAGCCAUUCUGUUGGGUUUGACGGUGAUCGCGCACGUGAUCCCUGAUGGCGGAGAGAUCACUCCUUACUUAUGCACUAUUGAUACUUGUCUGUUCCCUUCUUCAUGUGAAAGGUACGCAGAUGACUGAGUGUGUGUGCGAAGGAGAAGGCUGCACAGGGCAGCGGUGCUUUGGCCACUUCUGCUAUCUGACUCUCAGCAUUGAGGAUGGGAAGCAGGUCCACCAGAAGGGUUGUCUGAAUGAGCACAGUGAUAAGAAAUGCAACCAAUCACAAGUCCCAGAGAAGAUAACACAGUGCUGCACAGGUUUCCUCUGCAAUGAAAACUUGAUCUCUAAGUCUAAGCUAGGGACAUCGGAGAAGUAUGACUGUGUGUGUCAGAACGGAUAUUGUACCGAGGACCACUGUACUGGCUCCAAGUGUUAUGUCUCAGUGAUCAGUGAAUUCCCAGAUGAGGUGGUGAAAGGCUGUUUAACAAACGACCUUCAAGAGGCACCCUGUGACAACUCAAUACCAUUUGUCAGCAUGCAAUGCUGCAUAGGCCACUUCUGUAACCGCAACCUCACCGUGAAAAAAGUGGAAGAAACAAAGGAAAACUUCUCUUCCCUGGUCACAGUGGUAGUCCCAGUUCUGGUGCUGAGUGUUCUGGUAGUCCUGCUGCUGCUGUUCCACCAGAAACUCUGUAAAAACAGAAUGAUGCCAUUUUUGAACAAGGACGAAGAACUGAACCAGACAGAAAUGCUGAAAAUAGCUGAGCUUGGAGACAACACAAUUGGCGAACUGUUUGAUCAUUCCUGCACCUCUGGUAGUGGCUCUGGUCUCCCUUUCCUUGUUCAGAGAACAGUGGCCAGGCAAAUCACACUGAUAGAAUGUGUAGGGAAAGGACGCUACGGUGAAGUGUGGAGAGGCAUGUGGCAGGGGGAAAAUGUAGCCGUUAAGAUCUUCUCUUCAAGAGAUGAACAGUCCUGGUUUAGGGAGACAGAGAUCUACAACACAGUCUUACUGAGGCACGAUAACAUUCUAGGCUUCAUCGCCUCAGACAUGACGUCCAGAAACUCAAGCACCCAGCUCUGGCUCAUAACUCACUACCAUGAGAACGGAUCACUGUACGACUACCUUCAGUGCAACGCUGUCAACACGCAGGGCUGCAUGAAGCUUGCACUUUCCAUCAUCAGCGGCCUGGUCCACUUACACGCAGAAAUCAUUGGAACACCGGGCAAAGCAGCCAUCGCCCACCGGGACCUGAAAAGCAGGAAUAUUCUUGUCAAGAGAAACAAGCAAUGCUGCAUAGCAGACUUAGGUUUGGCUGUCAUGCACUCUCAGAACAACGACUUCCUGGACAUUGGAAACAACCCUAAAGUGGGGACCAAGCGUUACAUGGCCCCAGAGGUCCUGGAUGAGACUAUCCGCACCGAUCGUUUUGAGUCGUACAAGUGGACAGAUGUCUGGGCAUUUGGUCUUGUGCUGUGGGAGAUUGCCAGGAGGACGGUGACCAAUGGAAUCACAGAAGAGUACAAGCCUCCAUUUUAUGACUUGGUUCCCACUGACCCCAGCUUUGAAGACAUGAGGAAAGUCGUCUGCACUGAUCAGCAACGACCCAACAUCCCCAACAGAUGGUUUUCUGAUCCGAUUUUGUCCUCUCUUGCUAAACUGAUGAAGGAAUGUUGGUAUCAGAGCCCCUCUGCUAGGCUGACGGCUCUCCGCAUCAAAAAGACCCUAACCAACCUGGCCAAUGCAGACAUCACGCUGCACAAGCUCAAGCCAGACUGCUAACUCUUUUUAAUUUGAUCCUCAAAAGAAAAGCUCUUAAAUCUCAGACAGCACCUGCCAGUUAAUCCAUCCCAGCCCUGACUAAUGUCCUUCUAGCUUGCAAGCAAACACUCUCAAGCAUCUGCUCCACGUUUGGAUUCUGCUCCCAACUGACCCCGGACUGGAAAGAAUGUGGGGAUCAAGGCAUUUUGGGGUCAAGCUUUGCAAGCUCUUAAACAAAGCUGUCAAGUGACCCCUCAAACACACAAGAAGAAGAAAGAACAAAAGAAAUUCCUACAUUGAAGUCCUACAGAAAUCUCUCAGAGCAAUUUGCACACUGCUGUGUUAAGUGUAGCACUUGCUGUAGUAUUGGACUGACACAAUGCACAGCAAGAUUCCAGCAUCCAAUGAGGUACCACACAUGGAGCUUUACUGGUGAGCUCAAAAUAGAUUCUAUUGGAUUAUUAUAGACUGUUGCCUUGCACUAAGAGGUCAGCAAACAGAAUUAUUCAGGACAGUUUUUACAGAGUAUGCCACGAACAGCAGGAGCGGCGGUAAGGACUAAUAGUGAAUAGAAUGCUGCUCAGGUUUUGUAAACAUUUGACAGAAAACCUUGCUAUAAGAUAAGAAGGAAAAAUCAAAUGCAUAAUUACCAUGGAGAUUUUAAUUACUAUAUACGUGUUUUAUAGUCCUAAUAUAAACUUAAGUAUUGUAAUCAAAAGAAUUCGUGCUGGUUUUCUUGACCUAUGAAACCUGCAGCGUUGGCACUUCAUGUUCAAUGUCAGUGCUGAGUAACACCAUCGAAGCCGUGAAAACCCCAGCACGAGUGGCUAACAAUAGCCCAGCCUCACCAGACAUCGGGCUUGGCCACAUGUAACAUCAGAACAGGGCACGGGACGAACGAGAGGGCUGAGGAAUUUAUAUGGGGGUUUGGGGUGGCGCAGUAGCAUAGUGGUUAGCCUAACACUACCACAGUGUCAGCGACCCGGGUUCAAUUCCUGCCACCAUCUGUCGGGAGCAUGUACGUUCUCCCUGUGUCCACGUGGGUUUCCUCCAGGUGCUCUGGUUUCCUCCCACAUUCCCAAUUUGUAUGGAUUUGUGGAAUAAUUGGUCACAUGGUGUAAUUGGAUGGUGAGGACACAUCUGAGCACAGGAGUUCAUCCUGGCACUGUAGACACUCGUGAUUUGGGCCUCAGAGUCAACCCAAGGCACAAACUUUCCACAUUACCUCUGGAUCUACUCGAGCCAACAAUUGAGUGGGACAGGCAGUAUCUGUGGAGAGGACGGGGUCACGCACGUAUCUCACAGCAAGGAACCUUGAAAAGCAGUUCACAUGUUGCUAAAACACCCUGGGCUAAAAAUUCAAUGACUUAACACAUUUGGGUGAUUGUUUUUGACCUCUGUCUAAGUGGAUGCUACAUAUUGCAUGUUAUAAACUCAAGAAGUUCUGCAGAUGUUGGAAAUCCUGGGUAACACACACAAAAUGCUGGAGGAGCUCAGCAGGUCAGGGAGCAUCUGUGGAGGGAAAUAAACAGUCAGUGUUGCAGGCCGAGAUUUUACGUUAGAACUGGAAGGGAAGGGGUUAGAUGCCGGAAUAAGAAGGUGAGGGAAGGGAAAGAGUACAAGCUGGAAGAGACCAGGUGAGGGGGAAGGUGAGUGACUGGGGAGAGGGGAUGAAAUAAGAAACUGGGAGCUGAUAGGUGGAAAAGGUAAAGGGCUAAGACAAAGGAAUCUGAUAGGAGAGGAGAGUGGACCAUGGGAGAAAGGGAAGGAGGAGGUGAUAGGCAAACAAGGAGAAGAGUAGAGACAUUGCACGUUAUGGUCAACUGCAGCAAAAUUCAUACAGAGAGGCUGCUGGUAACACAGCAAUGACUUGGCCAACACAGAGCAUCACUGAUGUUGCUGGUUCAUUAUUGUGGAAAGCUCACAAGCUUCAGGAAAGGCAGAGACACAAGAGUUGGAGGGUGAAUCAUCACAAUCCACCAGAUAUCUUCAAUGCCACAGGUAAGGUGGAGUUGAGGCGAUGAUACCCAUCUUUUCCUAUUGAGCACACUGCUGAAGAAAGGCAGACAACCAAAUGACAGCAUUGCAUGUCAACGUCCAGCUUGACCAAGCUUAGGAGUAUUUAGAUGCUAACAGGCUUCCCUGAAAAUUUCCCACACUCUCUUUAGCUUCUUUUACUAAUUUAUCCCGGUGUAAUUAUGGACCUUGGAUGAGGGCUGGAUAGACCCCAACUUUGGUGCUCACCGCAGUCACACGGCUGAGUGAUAGCUGCCUUCUGAAAUUGUGCCUUAAAGAUGUCAAAUGGCCGAGGCUGAUGAUGGGACUUUGACCAAGGUAGUUCAUCAGCACCUUCAGAAGAGAAAGGAAAUGGAAUUUUUAAUGGAUCGGGAGACCAAGAGGAAGAAUAUCAUAAAGAAAAAGGACUUUUAAAAAGGGCCAGAACCUGAGACUUACAAUUAAAGCUGUGAAGGAAAGACUGAUGUUUGUACAAUGCCCUUUCUCAAUCUCAUGAUAUCCCAGUCAGAUGACAAUUGCUCAGGUACAUAGUUCCUACACAGGUAAGCACGGUGGUGGAAAAGAUCUUUGGCAUACCGGCCUUCAUCAGUCGAGUACAGGGAGUCGGGACGUCAUGCUACAGCUGUACAAGGGGCUGCUGAGACCAUGCUUGGAGUACUGUGCACAGUUCUGAUCGCCCAGAUACAGAAAGGAUGUUGUUAGUUCGAAAGGGUGAAGAAACGAUUCAGAAGGAUGUUACCAGGACUGGAGGGCUUGAGAUACAAGGAGGGACCAGAUACACUGGGACUGUUUUCCCUGGAGUGAAGGAAACUGAGGAGUGACCUUUUAGAGGUUUACAAACUCAUGAGGGGUAUUAAUAAGGUGGAUGGUCACAGUCCUUUACCAGGUUAAGGGAGUCGAAAACUACAGGGCACAGGUUUAAGGUGAGAAGGGAAAAAUUUAAUAGGGACAAGGAGAGCAGGUUUUUCACACAGAGGGAUGAAACAAGUUGCUAGCAGAAACGGCAGAAGUGGUCACGAUAACAUCAUUUAAAAGAUAUUUGAACAGGUACAUGGAUCAGAAAGGUUUAGAGGGAUAUGGGCCAGAUGUGAGGAAGUGGGACUGGCGUAGAUGGGCAGCUUGGUCAGUGUGGACAGCUGGGCCGAAAGGCCUGUUUCCCGCUCGGUGGGUCUGCUGUUUCAGUGCCUCUUGCCACUAACAGGAGCUGGGCCAGCGAUCCACCCUUGCACACACAUUACCGCGCACAGACCUUUACAGUGGCAGAAAGCAUUCCUCCUGCCAAGCAGUGAAACCGUGUUUUGAAAUAAUGAUACUGCUGUUUACAACAGAAUGCUUCAAUUAAUCUGUUAAUAAAACUGGGGUUGAAUUUACUGCUCAUUCUCCACAUUUACACCAGGGAACACACCUUUCCUGCAACACCUCCUAGCAGAGAAACAGCUCAUGGCACUUUUCCAGGGGCUGGGUACAGCUGAUUGGCUUUCAUGCCAGGCCAGAUGCCACAGCUAAUAGAGCUGGCACCAGUUUACCUAAUGUACACUGAUUCUGCAGGCUGCCAGUUCUGGGGUAGGAUUGCAUACAACAACAGAAUGGUAAUAUUGAUGUGGGGGUGGGGGGCAGACUUAUCAGUCAGAUGUUAGAGACCCUGCUCCACAAUGUAAAUACAAGUGAUCUUGGUUUUGUGGACAGUUUAACACACAAUUGUCCAUCUUGUCUAUGUGGACUUCAAAAAAGCUUUUAUCAAGGUCCAGAAUGAUCCAAAGAUUGGAUCGCAUGGGAUUCAGGGUGAGCUAGCUAACCAAACACAAAAUUGUCUUGGAGGUAGGAGUCAGAGGAAGUUUGUGACCAGUGGUGUGCUGUUGUUUGUCAUUUAGUUUUACAGUUUGGGUGAGAAUGGAGUUGGCUUGGUUAAUAAGUUUGCAGAAGACACCAAAAUUGGUGUUGUGGUGGACAGUGAAGAAGAUUAUAUAAGGUCACAAGAUGUGGACUAAGGAAUACCCACCUCUACAAACCCAUCCCUUCUACAAUCAGGAUGUCACUACACCUCAUAUUACCAGCCAUCCUCUGCUGAAGGACCCAAUUGAUGUGGUUCUGGGAUAGCAGAUGUACCCCUAAUAACUCACGUGGACCUGGGGCAGACUGUGACUCCGACUCCCUGUGCUAAAAGAAAGAAGUGGGAGAAAUAAUUCAAACUUUCCCAUUGCUUGUGAUGUGUGGAUGGACAGACACCCAGUGGUUCCUUUAUUAUGCAUCUCCUGUACCUGAGAAAAUGGCCACUGAGUGAAUGUUCAUGGUCUUCUGCUGCUGUAGCCCAUUCACUUCCAGGUUUGAUGUGUUGUGCAUUCAGAGAUGCUCUUCUGUGCACCACUGCUGUAUCGUGUGAUUAUUUGAGUUACUGUCACUUUCCUGUCAGCUUGAACCAGUCUGGCCAUUCUCCUCUGACCUCUCUCAUUAACAAGGCGUUUUCACCCACAGAACUACCGCUCACUGGAUGAUUUUUUGUUUUUCGCACCAUCCUCUUUAAACUCUAGAGACUGCUGUGCUGUUGUGUGUGAAAAUCCCAGGAGAUCAGCAGUUCCCGAGAUACUCAAAUCUCCCCAUCUUUCACUAACAAUCAUUCCACGGUCAAAGUCACUUAGAUCACAUUUCUUUCCCAUCCUGAUGUUUGGUCUGAACAACAACUGAACCCUUUGACCAUGCCUGCACACUUUUAUGCAGUGAGCUGCUGCCACGUGAUUGGCUGACUAGAUAUUUGCAUUAACGAGCAGGUGUACCUAAUAAAGUGGCCACUGAGUGUAUAUAUUUUGUAAGAUCACAUUUGGUUCUCCCUAAGCCUAGCAGUUAAAGCACAAAGCAUGGAGUGGUGGUCAGGUUUACAGAGUGAGAUUUUGAUUCAUGUAUUACAGCUGUAUAGGGUCUUGGUGUUGCAUUGGAGGCAGUCCAAAGGAGAUUCACUAGGCCUGCUCCUGGGAUGAGGGGGUUAUCCACCAGGAGAGGCUGGAUAUUUUAGCUCUGUAUUCUUUUGAGUUUAGGAGAAUGAGGGGUGACCUUCUUGAAACAUACUGAACAAGAUCCUGAAGGGGAUUGACAGGGAAGUUAUUGAGGCGUUCCCACUCAUGGGAGGAUCUUAAACAAGGAGACAAGGUUUGGGGGUGGUCAUUAAAAUUGAGGUGCGCAGAAAUUUCUUCUCUCAAAGAGGGGUGAAUCUCUGGAAUUCUCUGCCCUGCGGAUGGUGGAAGCAGGGUUAUUAGCAGUAUUGAAUAUGUAGGUGGGUAUACUUCUGAAAGGUUGGAGGGGAUUGAGGGUGAUGGGGACCUGCCACAGAAGAGAAGCUGAGGUCUGAGGUACGUCAGUACGAUUUUAUUAAAUGACGGGGGAGACUUAAGGGGGCUGAAUGGCCUAUUCCUGCUGCUGAUUUCUUGUGUUUUGUGUGAUCUGUGCACCUUUAGCUGCCCAGAGUUGAAAUAGCCAUCAGGGUCUUCCAAUCUUCUCAGGACCCCUGAGAACAUGAGGGCUAGGGUCUCAGUGGAGGAGAAGGCCGCUGCAGAAAUUCACCAGGAUACCUGAUUCUGACCAGUAUCCAGUGACUUUUGACCUGUGCAAAUGUGCAGAAAUCAGCUGAUGAGAGGACCGGCUGGGUUUUAGGUGUCGUAAAUGAGUCCCAACUACCGCUGGCUUCAUGACGAGAAGGCAAUUGAGCUAAAGUUAAAGCUCCUACCAUAUUUAGUGAGAGAAAUUAUAAAUCUAAUUAAUUCUUGAAAGUUUGCACAUUCUUAAUGUUCUGUGAUGAUGCUUGUGUGCAAUUAUAUAAAAGAAACAUCUAUUUUGUCUGUAUUAUGUAAUUACAAUUAAUCCCAUAAAUGUCAUACUUAGAAUAUAUUUUAAUCAAAGCAUUUCCACAGAAGUAAUAAACCAGAUUCAAUCAGAAGAAUGGAAUAAAAGUUUGCUGCUUUACUUAUGACUUC
Messenger RNA from Hypanus sabinus (Atlantic stingray), 8088 nucleotides. RefSeq names its product activin receptor type-1-like. The transcript is spliced from 12 exons. NCBI's taxonomy places the organism in Eukaryota, Metazoa, Chordata, Chondrichthyes, Myliobatiformes, Dasyatidae. The coding region runs from base 407 to 2131 and encodes 574 amino acids. Gene Ontology annotation, cellular component: BMP receptor complex; plasma membrane. Gene Ontology annotation, biological process: protein phosphorylation; BMP signaling pathway; heart development. Gene Ontology annotation, molecular function: transforming growth factor beta receptor activity, type I; SMAD binding; ATP binding. The record is from RefSeq and is a predicted model, not a curated record.